GCAAAGAAAUGGCAUCUUCUGGCUUGCCAAUUCAUAUUCAUUGCUCAGCUCAAAAGCCUUCCGUAUCUUCAUCAGCCAACUUUGAUCAUUUAAAGUCAACACUUUCCAAUGCAUUUAAGCCAUUUUUAAAACAAACAGAGCGGCUUCCAUUGCGAAUAGAUGUGGCUCCACAAACUCUGAACGACACUUGUCUCAAACUAGUGGAUGCAGCUGUUGAUUCUGUGUUUGAGUUUGCUGAUCAGCCAUUGCUCCCAUCUCAGAGUAAUUUUGGGCCGGUAGAUGAGAUGAAAGAAGCCGUUCAAGUCACCAACAUCCAAGGGGAAAUACCUCGUGAUUUUGCUGAGGGUGUCUACAUCAGAAACGGGCCAAACCCCAUAUUUGGAGCAUUAACAUCAACGAGUUCGAUGUUUGGGAGGUCAAGUUACACUUGGAUCGAAGGGGAAGGGAUGCUUCAUGCUUUGUAUUUUUGCAAAGGCGUUGAGGGAGACUGGACCGUCCUUUAUAAAAACAGAUACGUGGAAACAGAGACAUUGAAGCUGGAAAAACAACGGAACAAACCCUCGUUUCUACCUGCCAUAGAAGGGGAUUCUCCAGCUAUUUUGUCUGCGUAUUUGCUUAACAUGUUGAGAUAUGGUAAAGUAAACAAAGAAAUAAGCAACACCAACGUAUUUGAGCAUGGUGGGAAGAUGUACUCAAUAGCAGAAAAUCACAAACCUCAGGAGAUUAACAUCCUUACGCUUGAAACUUUGAAUGAUUGGGAUGUUAAUGGAGGUUGGAACAGGCCAUUUUCUUCUCAUCCCAAGAAAGCUCCAGGCACUGGGGAGCUUGUUAUUCUUGGGAUUGAUGCAACUAAGCCUUUUGCGGAACUGGGAGUAAUUUCUGCUGAUGGAAAUAAAUUGCUUCAUAGAGCGGAUCUGAAAUUAAAUAGGUGUAGCCUAUGCCAUGAAAUUGGAGUUACACAGAGGUACAAUGUAUUUAUGGAUCACCCUCUAUUGAUAGACUUGAACAGACUUGUUCGUGGUAGCUCAUUAAUGAAAUACGAAAAAGAAGGAUAUGCAAGGAUCGGCAUAAUGCCUCGCUAUGGAUCGGCAGAUUCAAUCCAGUGGUUUAAAGUGAAGCCCAAUUGCACAUUUCACCUUUUCAAUUGUUUUGAAGAUGGUGAUGAGGUUGUGAUGUGGGGAUGUAGAGCCCUUGAUUCAAUAAUACCAGGGCCUGAUAAGGGACAGAACAAAUUUGAUUGGUUCUCGAGAAAAUUGAGGCCUAUAAAACCCAUUGAAGGAAGCAUGGAUGCUGUAUCAGAAGAUCAGUUAGUGUUUCCUCGUCCUUAUGAGUGGCGAAUGAACAAGCAAACCGGUGAUGUAAAGGAGAGAAAUCUAACAGGGACUGAAUAUUCCAUGGAUUUUCCAUUUAUUAAUGAAGGUUUCGUAGGAGUUCAAAAUAAUUAUGGGUAUUGCCAAGUACGUGAUUCUAUUGCAAGUUCUGCAUCAGGCAUGGCAAAAUAUGGAGGUCUUGCAAAGUUAUAUUUUGGAGAGCAGAAUCCUGGUUUUUCCUUGAAAGAAAAUGAAGUAGAAGGGUUGACAAAGGUAGAAUAUCAUAUGUUUGAGAAGAACACAUUCGGCACCGGAGCUGCCUUCGUCCCUAAACAAGGUGGUGUUGAAGAAGAUGAUGGUUGGGUCGUCACAUUUGUUCACAAUGAAGAUACUAAUAUAUCUCAAGUCCUUAUAAUUGAAGCAAAGAGCUUUACCAGUAAACCCGUAGCCAGAAUCACGUUGCCAUUUAGAGUUCCAUAUGGUUUUCAUGGAACUUUUAGGCCAAUGCAACUGCAAAAUGACAUCUUGAGUAUAAUCCCCUCCUUGAAUUCUAAAAUAGUAAAAAGCAUAUCUCCUUCAUGUUCACAAAUUCAUGAAUGAUUGAGUGUCUAAUCAUAUACAUUGAUUUCUUAAGUGUGGGAUAAAAGUUUGGUUGAUAUUUUCAUAGAUUCUUAUUUGUAUCAAUAAAUAAAAUGUAUUGUUGAGGAGAUAAUAAAGAUUAGGUUUUGUGAGGUUGAAAUCUUAAUACGUGUG
This is a messenger RNA of Gossypium raimondii (Peruvian cotton), 2063 nucleotides long. Its product is annotated as carotenoid 9,10(9',10')-cleavage dioxygenase 1. Gene Ontology annotation, biological process: carotene catabolic process. Lineage: Eukaryota; Viridiplantae; Streptophyta; Magnoliopsida; Malvales; Malvaceae. Gene Ontology annotation, cellular component: chloroplast stroma. Bases 9 to 1910 code for a protein of 633 amino acids. Gene Ontology annotation, molecular function: carotenoid dioxygenase activity. The record is from RefSeq and is a predicted model, not a curated record. The transcript has 13 exons.